AUGGAAUUUUGCCAUGCUCUUGAGCUUUUUAGUAGGCAUGCCUUCAGGAGAGACUCUCCACCCGAUGAUUAUGUCUACCUUUCAAAAAAAGUUGUCUCCACUUUGGGAAAGCUUCCUUUAGCUCUUGAAGUCACUGGUUCAUCCCUUUCUGGUAGAUCCAAAGAAUUUUGGUUAGACACUUUGAAGAAGCUAGAAAAAGCUCCUUCCAUAGAAGUCCAAAAAACAUUGAUGAUAACUUAUGAAAGGUUAGACGAUGCACAAAUGCAAGUAUUUCUGGAUAUAAGUUGUUUUUUCAUUAAUGAGGAUAAAACCUACCCUUGCUACAUGUGGGAGGACUGUGAAUACCACCCAUACAAUGCCAUUGAAAUCCUCUGUCUCAUGUCCUUGAUGAAAAUCAAAGAUGACAAUACUUUUUGGAUGCAUGAUCAAGUGCGGGACCUCGGAAGGGCAAUCAUUCGUGAAGAGAAUUUCAAAGAACCUCACAAGCGUAGCCGAGUGUGGAAUCAUCAGGAAGCCUUGAGCAUUUUGGAGCAGAAAAAGGGAAGCAAGAAGGUAGAAGCACUGUCACUAGGAUCUCGUGGAGUCAUCAUAAUGCCUAGUGAAGUUGCUAAUUUACGACACCUGAGGUUCUUGGAAGGGAAUGAGAUGUUCCUUGUUGGAGACUUCAAUAAUCUUCUCUCCAAUUUAAGAUGGCUUUCUUGGCGAUGGUGCCCUUUUGAGUUUGUGGCAACAAACUUUCAUCUAGUCAAUUUAAUCGUUCUUGACCUUUCACAUAGCUAUGUAUUAGAGAAAUGGAUUGGCUGGAACCAAAUCAGAGUGGCAAGUAAACUAAAAGUACUAGAUUUGAGCAAUUGCAACGACUUAAUGAGAACGCCCGAUUUAUCUAUGUUGGUGUCCUUGGAGAGAUUGAUUCUUGAAGGUUGUCGCAAUUUAAUUGAAAUUGACCCUUCCAUUGGAAAAUUAAAGCUCCUCACUACUUUAAACUUGAAUGGAUGUCAUGCUCUUAAAAGGUUACCUUACGAAAUAGGAUGUCUAGAUGCUUUGACGGAGAUUCUCAUGCCUCGUUCGUUGUAUGCAUUCAAACUUCCGGAGACAAUUGGUAAUUUGAAGUCAUUGUUGACCCUUGAUGUAUCACAUAGCAGGAUCCGCGUGUUGCCAGACUCAAUUGGAGGGCUGGUGAAACUUAGGCGGUUGAAUUUAUUUAAGUGUUUAAAGAUAAAGAAACUUCCCAGUUCGCUUCCCCCAAGUUUGAGUUGUCUAAGGUGGGCCUUUGAUACUCUCAAGAUCUGCAAAAACAUGACAUAUAUGCUGGAGCGGGACUCUGCUUAUCACUCUAGCAUCGUACCCCUAUAUGAGGUGGAAGAACUAGCAUCUGGCAAAACCCGGCGAUUCUUGCCCUGGCACUUGUCUUCUAGUUUAAGAGAGUUCGAAGUUGGAAAUCUGUCAAUUACACCACGGUGGGAUUAUUCCCAUUUGAGCAACUUGUCAACCUUGCGAUUACAAAGUUGUUCGAUAGAAAAUUUCCUUGAUGUUUUACCUGAGGAGGUCAAGCGCUCCAUUUUGUCGGAGCAAGUAAAGAUAAUGCAAUUAGAAAAAGAGCAAAGGGAAUCGGUUAUGUCGGAAAUGAAAAGAUGGAGCGUUUUAAAGAUGUCGAGAUCGUUUCUGUUGCAAAUGAAAAGAUUGAGACAUUUAGAGAUGCGUAUGUGCAAGUUCUCCUCAAGAGCCAAGUUCUCCUCAAUAGCACUUCGUCUAUCACACAUGAAGAUUCUGGAAGAGUUCCAUGGAAAGGAUGUCAAACCUAUCGAAAUUGAGAAAGCUAAGGAAGCUAAGAGUAGGAGAAUGUCCAAAGUUAAGAAGCGUGGAAGGUCUAAAUCACUUGGAAUCUUUACAGAAGUUGUGGAUUCACAAUUGCUGCUCGUUGGAGACUAUUGUGAUUUCUGGGUUAAGUUCAUCGGAUUACCGUAUGGGAGAGUUUCCUACGCUGUCAUUGAGGAACUAGCAUCCAAACUGGGUGUAGUUGUCGAAGUGAAACUUGAAGCAAAAGGAAGUAGUACCUACAAAAGAACAGAAAGAUAUGGGUUGAAUUUAAAUAUGAACGACUGCCCUAUUAUUGCUAUUCCUGUGGACGAAUUGGCCAUUACGCCACGGAGUGUGCCGAAAUACCGUAUAGAGAAUCGGGGUUGGAACGUAACUUACCCAGCUCGUUGCGGCGAUUGGUGCGCCGAGGUGAAGGAAUUAAGCCCAUAUGGCAAAAUAUUCUACGGCAAAGCGGGCACUCCUACGAAGAAGUGGAGGUAG
Messenger RNA from Eucalyptus grandis, 2298 nucleotides. Its product is annotated as disease resistance protein RUN1-like. Gene Ontology annotation, biological process: defense response. The record is from RefSeq and is a predicted model, not a curated record. Bases 1 to 2298 code for a protein of 765 amino acids. Lineage: Eukaryota; Viridiplantae; Streptophyta; Magnoliopsida; Myrtales; Myrtaceae. The transcript has 7 exons.